AUGGCUUCUUUGAGUGAUAUCGAAACGAGACUUUUCUUGAACAAUGAGUUCGUCCAAGGCAGUUCCGGCAGGACAUUUACCUUGACCAAUCCCGCCACUGAAAAACCAUCUGUCAGCGUCCACGAAGCAGACGCAGCAGAUAUCGAGGUCGCCGUCAAAGCAGCAGGUGCAGCGUGGAAACCCUGGGUGGACCUGGACGCCUGGAAGCGUGCGGAGGCCGUCUCAACCCUCGCCAACCUCAUCGUCCAGAAUGCCUCCAAGUUCGCCGAGCUAGACGCCCUGUGCAUGGGUACACCUGUUGCGAUUUAUGGAUUUCAGGCCAUGGCUGCCGCGGGAGUGUUGAAAUAUUACGCUGGAAUUGGGGCAGACGCAUCCGGCAAAACGAGUCUGAACACCGCAAAUCAUCUCAACUUGACGCUGAAGCAGCCGUACGGCGUCACGGCUGCUAUCAUCCCGUGGAAUACACCGAUGCUGAUCGCAUGUGCGGCGAUUGGACCAGCUGUUAUGGCCGGAAAUGCUAUCAUCAUCAAGUCCAGCGAAAAGGCUCCUCUAUCGAUGCUCUUGCUCGCAAAGCUAGUCAAAGAAAGUUCUCUAUUCCCACCUGGCGUAAUUCAAUUCGUUUCUGGUUUCGGUGCCUCUACUGGCGCGCUCUUGUCCUCACACCCCGCGAUCCGCAAGCUGGCCUUUACGGGCAGCGUGAAUACUGGACGGAUCAUCAAGAAGCUUGCGGCGGACAGCAACAUGAAGAGUGUCAGCCUGGAACUCGGCGGAAAGAGUCCACUGAUCGUGUUCUCGGAUGCGAACAUUGAGAAGGCUGCAGCGGAUGCGGCGCUCUCGAUUGCCCUGCUAUCGGGGCAGACUUGUAUCGCAUCAUCUAGGGUCUACAUCCACCAGGAUGCCAUGGAGGCAUUCAAGACGCAAUUCAUACCGACAUUCCAGGCUAUUCUGGGCAAGGCUGGUGAUCCGCAGGACCCCAGCACCACUCACGGACCGCAAGCCGACAGCAACCAGUUUGGCUCUGUGAUGGGAUUCAUUGAAGCGGCGAAGAGAGAUGGCCUUGUUCCUGUCGCUGGCGGCGAAGCAGUACCUCAAGAGGGCUAUUUUCUGCAGCCCACUGUCUUCAUCGACCCACCCUCUGACGCAGACAUCCUUCGCAAGGAGAUUUUUGGACCCGUUGUCUCUCUCUCUACCUUUCUUGAUGAAGAGGAAGUGCUCGCUCGCGCCAAUGAUACAGAGUAUGGUCUAUACGCCUCCGUGUAUACGAAGGAUAUUCAGCGGGCGAUUCGAUUGGCUAAGCAAUUGGAAAGCGGGACUGUUGCUAUCAACUGCACCAGCCCUUUGAUGGCGUUUGACAUUGCCUUUGGCGGAUAUAAGUCUUCAGGUGAUGGAAGGCAGUUUGGACAGGAAGGUUUGGAAGCUUGGCUUGAAGUAAGUUGGCCUCAUCUCACAGCUUCGAGCGUAUCUAAGGAGGUUGCUCGACGUCCUGGGGAUAUGUCGCUAACAUCGAUCAGACCAAGGGUGUUUUGAUAAACCUAGUGUAGG
This is a messenger RNA of Mytilinidion resinicola, 1542 nucleotides long. RefSeq names its product aldehyde dehydrogenase. The transcript has 6 exons. The record is from RefSeq and is a predicted model, not a curated record. Gene Ontology annotation, molecular function: aldehyde dehydrogenase (NAD+) activity. Lineage: Eukaryota; Fungi; Ascomycota; Dothideomycetes; Mytilinidiales; Mytilinidiaceae. Bases 1 to 1527 code for a protein of 508 amino acids.